AUGGCGACCAUACACCUAUGGGUUAACGCAAGCCAAGCAUUUCAUUUUAAAUUUGCAAUUACCGCGAAAUUCCCUCAGUGGCCACUCGCGCGUCUAGACCAAAGCCCGCUAUUGAUGCAGGCUGUGGUCAAAGCUGUUGGUUCCCGAUGGAACCAAGCCCUCAGCUUUUGGGAUGAGGCCAUACAUGCCUGGCACGACACCCUUGUCAGUUAUCCCCAUCGAUACCGAUCUCGAACAAUAGUCGUGCGCCUUCAGAAUAUCACGCUCCCGAUUUCAGUGAUACCUUCAUCAAUGCAAGCUCCUGCAAUGCAAUGGGCGGAAGAAUUCCGAUCGACUGCGGCUCUCCCACCGAUUUACGACAUGCCUGUCACUUCUACACCAGCCUCUUCUCAAAUCUCUCUGCCUGAAUCCACGGUGGCAGUCCCGGAAGGUGUCCACCCUGCCUCUGAGAGCAAUCUCAGCAGCCAAGCCACCGCGUUUGCAGAUAGCGAUGUAGCAUCCAUGCCGUCCACGGCGAUCAAACCGUCACAGGAGCCUGGGAGCGCUCUUCUGUUUCAACCAUCAGAACAAAUCGAACUCCCGCUCUCACCUAUCAGCGAACAAGACCUAAAUGAUGAAGGAACUUCAUCUUCAAACAAAUUACAAAAACGGUGGCCUGGCGCAAAUGUCCUGGUCUCCACCCUACUCCAAUGGCACCAGGAGUCAGUGGAAGGCAACAUCACGCAAAAGUGGCUUGCGUGUUGGGGUGGACAGUGGGUAUUUCAGUCUGCGACAGUGUAUCGGUACAGGUCUUGGAUAGACAAGGUCACCUAUCCACGGUUCUUUGCAAAGUAUGGAUCACAACGAGAUGCCACUGUUGGUGACGCUCGAAUUUUCUACAAGAAAGAAUUCAAUCAGGUUGCCUCAGUCAAGUCAAAAGGUAAAGUGGUUCAACUAUGGUGA
Messenger RNA from Melampsora larici-populina 98AG31, 942 nucleotides. RefSeq lists its product as uncharacterized. Lineage: Eukaryota; Fungi; Basidiomycota; Pucciniomycetes; Pucciniales; Melampsoraceae. The record is from RefSeq and is a predicted model, not a curated record. The coding region runs from base 1 to 942 and encodes 313 amino acids. The transcript is spliced from 4 exons.